AAAGGACAGAGUUGGUUGAUGUCCAUAAAUGUCCAUAUCGAGAUUUACUCGAAUUACAUUGAUACAAUAAAUCAUUUCAGAUUCGUAUACGAAGAUGAUGGGUUGCACGAGAAAACUACUUAUAUAGGAAUGGAAGACAAUUUCUACCAUGUAAAAUUGACGUGCGCUUGUCCGUGCGAUGAAUCUACGGAAACCAAAGACUUAUCUUUUCCUUGUAAUGACCGAUUAAUAAGCGAAGGAGUAAACGUAUUGCUUAUGCGGUAUUUGGCACUUAUAAAUUAUGAUGGAACGCUAUCUCUUGAGAGUAUUACCAUGGAUGGAGACCUUGCUGUUUCUAAUUAUACAUGUACUCAAGCUGAACGUAUGGAAAUAGACGAUCAUUUUUUAAGCGUUUAUACGAUUGAGCGUAAAAUACACAAAACGGACGAAACUGUUAAUACUGUGAAAACUUAUUUGACUUCGCAAGGUAGAAUACUUCGACAUAAUUGGCUGGACGCGCCUUAUAUUUUAAAAAUUAAUCCAUUUGUCGACCCGACUGUCGCAAGUAAAACUGUAAGAGUUGAGACACCGUUAAAAGAACACUGGUCAGAAGAUAUUGAAAUGGUUUCUAAAUAUUUGGAUGCGAAAGUAAAAAAGUGGUUUUCUAAAGUGGCAGAGCAAACGGAAUACCUAGCAGACCAUCCAGAAAUAAAACAAUUGCUGGCGGAUUACACUCAAACGCUAUUAGUUGGUAAUCUCAACUGGAUAACCAUUGUACCAAUCCUUCUUAGACAGGUCAUAUUAUGUAUAUAAACACAUUUAC
Hylaeus volcanicus is the source of this 802-nucleotide messenger RNA. Its product is annotated as ciliogenesis-associated TTC17-interacting protein-like. Lineage: Eukaryota; Metazoa; Arthropoda; Insecta; Hymenoptera; Colletidae. The record is from RefSeq and is a predicted model, not a curated record. The transcript is spliced from 3 exons. The coding region runs from base 19 to 792 and encodes 257 amino acids.